AUUUUAUUUCUAUUCUUCUCCAAGUCGACACCUCGUCGACAUCUUGCCAGGUCGGCAUAAUAUUCGCUACCGUCUUCGACCAACUUGCCCGUUUCUCCAUCGAACAAUACCUUCACUGGGCGCAAAACACGGGGGAGAAGGUAUCCGCGGUGCAGAUCGUCUCCCAACUCUUAAUACUCAGUCGACUCGUUAUUGGAGUAGUGUUUGUUGGAUUCAGUCGACCUCAAACCGAUUCUUUCUGCGUCGCUGCCUCUUCCAAACUUUCCGUUUCGAUCAUCGUUAUCUCCAUGGAUGCCGCCAUUCUUCUUUGUCUCAUCUCACGCGCCUUGACCCAGAACACUCAGCUCAAUACCGAAUCUCAGGACGCCAGGCGGAAGGCACUGUUUUGGGUCAUGGCUGGUCUGGCUAUUUGGAUCGCGACCAGCGUAACCUUGCACCUUGGUUUCCGUUAUGUUGCCCUGGCGGUCAGAACUGCUCUGCCUGCCAUUGGCCUGACCAUUUUAAUCACCAUUCUUACUCUCUGCUCUGGUAGCCUCGGGUCGGCUAGCAUAUUGCGAUCCAAAUCUCCUGAAGCGCUCUCUCCUCGCCGUGUCGAAAUCAGCCGCGAUAUUUCCACGUCCAAUGCCUACUUUCCCAGCGGUAACUAUCAAGAUGUCAAGGACGCUGCCAUUAGGUCCGAGACAGCAUUCAUCAACCCUAGGGAGGCACCAUCGACAAACAGCCAACCUACUCAGGGACUCCCGACUAUCUCACUGCCCAUCACUGGAGUGGUUGGCAUGGGCGGAGUUCCUAUUGAAGGACAGCUGUUUCCGCCUAUCCGAGCAAAUACCGCCCCGACGAUCGCAAGAACCAGGUCGGUUAAGGCUGCUGUUGGUCUUCAUAAAAAGGGGGCUUCGGCAGGUGGGAGGUUACAGAUCAGCAAUCCCGUUCUCCAGAACACCGGGAACAGCCCGCUCGAUAAGAUUCCCACCGUGGAUUUGCAGGAAGCGAUGAGGGCAGAGCGGGAGCGAAGGGAGAAGUUGCUCAGGCAAACGAGCCAGGCCAAAAGGGAGAUGAAUACGCAGCCGUCGGUAAUGGAUCCCAGGGAGCAGAUCAACAGAGGUGCGAGCUUGAAGAGAAAGGAGGUUGGGUCACCAAUUUUGUCCGACUCUUCUCUUCGUCCGGAAAAUAUGGGGAAGACUUCUUCGACAGAACUGUCGCCAGGAAUGAGUGGAAUCAGACAACGAUCGCCGCGCCAGUCGCCAGAACCAUCAGAGGCCUCGAGACAGUCCACUUCCCCAUCUCGAUCCGUGUCCCCUCCCAAGGAGGACUUCGAACAAGCACUACCGAAUCUCGAUAUCCGUCCUUCGAGACAAUUGCCUCCCUCGCCUCCCACGCCGCCACAGGAAAGGCCCUUGACCAUGCUUCAAAGGCGACCCACUACUGGCUUGCCAUCAAACCCCAAAGCUCGAGCGUUGAAGCUCGAACAGGAUGCACCCGGCGCAGAACGUCAGCAGACUGUUCUUUUCCUCAACAAUGUCAUCUUUGACGACCCCGCCUUUGCACAUGACAUUCUGCUGGGUUCUGAUGAUAUGACCGUCAACAAACCUCGAUCUCCCGGGACCCCUGAAUCGGUCGUGCACCGCCCUCGGCCCAUUCCGAGAAAGGUGGCUGAUCCUAAUCCUUUUGCCAUUCCGGGUGCCGGGCAUAGGAGGAGCAAAUCUAGCGGCUCGUUGAUGAAGAAGUCCAUAUAUAUGUCCGAAGAUGUGCCGCUGCCCCUCGCACCUCUGAAGAGUGCAGGUGCAGGGACUCGCCCGCAGCCGAAUCGGACGAGGAGCAUGACGGUCACCGAGAAAAUUGAGCGCAUGUACCCUGGUGAGAUGCAAAGUAAAAUGCCACCAGUUCCAGAGGUUCCUGCUGUUGCCAGUUCCUACCUUCAAUCUCCCUCUUCCGUGGAUUCCGACGAGGUGCGACAACUCAGCCAAUCAAGGAAAAAUUCCACGGCCAAGACCGCGAGUAGUACUACCGUCGUCGAGGAACCGACAAGGGCUACCGAAAGCAAGUACGAGACAGAUACAGCGGCGAAGCGGGCAUCAUCCCCAGUUAUUCCUGUUAACCCACCACAAGAGUUGAUGAAUGAUGAGGGUUUGUUAUCACCAGAGGCCGAUACACCCUUGAGCUCCGUCCGCUAUACUCAAGUCAGUGUUGGCCUUGCUGUAGCUCAACCUAUGCCUCGGCCGGUGGUAAAUCCCGUGCUUGAGGAGAGCGAAACCAGGAUUCAACCUGAGGAAGAACAGAAGCGCCCAGAAAUCAAUACUGCGGUCGAGAACAAACCUGCACCUAAGCAAAGCUCUCCAGUGCAAGCCUGGCGGGUCGGUGACAAGUGUCCCGUGUUCUCUGACAGAAAGUCAAGAAUCAGGAUGCCACCUCCUUCGCCUCUGCCGUUGAACGGUCCACGCAGGAACAAGGUCAUGGUUCAAGCCGAGCCUUCGCCCCUUGAGUCCCCAGAACACGCCUUCCGCCAAAUUCAGGAACAGCUUAAAAAGUUCGAAGAGCCCGUGACCGAGGCUUAUUCGAAGGACCACACUGAGCGACUCGCCUUACUUGAGGAUUUGGAGAAGGAGAUGGGUAUCCACGAGAAUCACUGGCAGGAAUUGAAACAUGAUAUGGGUCGUGAUUCGUUGAGCAGCAUGCAGACCAACUCUCCAGCUAACAGGAACUCAAGAACCGAUUCAACUAUUGGCAGCAUCGUAAUCGGCCGCGGCUCGACUGUUGGAGUCAUGGCUGCUGAGCGCAGAGCUUCUCGUCAGACCAUGUUGCGUAACAGUGGCAGCUACAAUCCCAACAGGCUCUCGAGAGAUGCUGUCAAAUCACACAUGAGCAUCUGGCAGAAGCGAAUGACGGAGGCGCAUAUCGACUAUAUGGAGACGGCCGCAGAGAGACUUCGUCAACCUAGCGACAACUUCUUGCCUUUGCCGAUGCCUAAUGUCCAGCUUGGUAGCCCCACUCCUCCUGAUUCUGAUGCCUCUGAUGAUGAAGCUUCGGUUCUGUCAGCGCAGCUGGAUGCUGUAUCGAAUUGGCUGUCCAAGAAGGCGGUCAAGACUACGUCUCUGUGGGCUCCUGGAUCGAGGCAGUCUACUGUCGCUGCAAACCUUUUAUGGACGCCCGUGCCCAAGGCUUCACCUACAUCCACGGUCGCGUCUCUGGAGGUUGAGACCUUUGUUCGGCCCGCAGCUCGUAAGGACCUGCCACCCCUUGAAAUCACCAGCACGCAGUUGUGGUCCAAGCCAGCGGUGAAUGUGAACAAGGUCCCUUCACUCUGGGCGCCUCCUGCACCUGUAGAGAUUCCAGAGUCAAAUGCACUGUGGGUGCACAUUCCCAAGGUUGCCGAACAGUGCAUGAUGCCCCUACCAGAGGCCGAUGCAUUUGUCCGUCCUGCGACGCGGAAGGUUCUGGCUCCUCUUGAGAUCACGAGCACUCAGCUGUGGGCGAAGGCUGAACCUGAAGAGAGGCCUUCACUCUGGACCCCGCCACCCAAGGCUUCAACCGACAAGACGCACCUUUUGUGGUCGCCCCCUCUCAAGGUUCUCGAGGCCCCUUCACUGGCACUUGAUUUGCCCUAUAUAUUUACCCGCCCUGCGGCUCGAAAAGAUCUUUCUCCCCUCCAAAUCUCUUCCAAGCACCUCUGGCGAAAACCAUACACCAGCACCAAGGACACCACCGGGCUUUGGCGACCUUCCUGGGCUUCCGUCGCCCCUCCUGCUGACUUCAAGCGUCUCUCUUUGCAAGAAACUCCCCAACCCCGACCUCAAAAGGCUCCGCGACCCGUAACCCAACGACCUCCUCGUCGCAACAAGCGUGUCAGCGCUCUUCCCGACAUCCUCGAAAACCCCGAGCCUCUCCCUGACAAGCGCGGCACUCUUGGUAUCUUCCAGUUCCCCUGGGGUGAAAAGUCCGACACUGCGACCAUCCCUCUACCGCGUCCAUUCGGUCGCUCCAUGCCCGGCACCAUGAGCUCCGGCAUCCCUCCCUUCAGGGCGUCGUACACUCCCGACUACUCGACGUCUUUCUUCGACGAAUAUGACGAGGAAGACCCCGAGUCCGACUACGAGCGCCAGGAAAGCGACGAUGAAGAUGACGACUUUGACGAAACGACUCUUUGGGAAAUCGCCAGCCUCCUGAACUCGGACGCUAUCCCCUCAAGGAACAGCCUCUUCCUUUCGGCCACUCCUGUUUACAACGUCGAUGAGUACUACGGCGGCGGCGGCAGCAGCAGCCAUCAAGAGACAACUGCCUCUGCGUCGGCUACCGACAUUGACGAUGAUGAUGACGAUGCUUCCAGCGAGCACUCAAUCCUGAUCGGCCUCGCCGAGGAUCCCCAGGGUGACAAAGAACAUGUUGCUGAGCGAUAUGACGACCAAGGAUUUUUGAUGCACGACAUUUUCCUCCAUUCCACUCCUUCAAUCCUGGCGCAGGGAGCCCAGGACGUCGUGGCUACUCGCACCGCAUUGAUCGAUGACUCGGCGCCCGCAUCGGCUCCGCCCCGAGUGGAGACUAGCGAGAACCAAACCGUGGAGCCGCGCCUGCAAAUCUCGACCGGCCUAUGGAGCCGCCCUGAAUCAUCCGAAACUAAGACUUUAUCUUCACCUCACUCGGCAGCAACAAACGGUCUCUUUGUCCCGGGCCCUAAGUCGACAUUCGACACCCGCACCACCGAGCAGGAGCCGGCCGCUAUCAACAUGCACCGCACACCCCGGACUUUGGCUGCCGAAUCAUGGAGGCCGUUGGACAGGCUCAUGUCCGAUAGCCUCUGGACGCCCGAAGCCGCAGCCGCUAAAGGCGUUAGUAGGCAGUUGUACCAACACUGGAUCACUCUGAGCUUGGCCGCUAAGGCUGAGCUCGAUAAGCCCGAGACUGCUCCUUUAGCCGCUCGUCUGCCUCGCCUUCAGGCUACCCCCGAAGAGUGGGAGGCCGCUCUGAAGGAGGCUAUCAUCGCCAGUGGUUACCCCAUCAACGUCAAGUGCCGCACUGAGACCGGCCGCAUCACCGCCACCCCUGCCGACUGGGCAGCUGCCCUUGAGGAGGCCAUCCAGGCUUCCAUCAUCAAGCCUGUCGCCCCUGUCUUCAACUCGGCCGUCCGUCACCCCGUCUUUGCCGGCUCUUCCCUCAUCACCACCUCUGAGUGGUUCCACCCCGCCGCCAUUGGCUACACCUACGAUGUCGCCCGUGUCCAUCCCGUCUUCUUUGGCUCUCUCGCCAUCACCUGCCCCGAAGAGUCCGUCCACCCGGCCAUGUCCGCCUACGCUCACAAGAAGCUUCGUCGUCAUCAGCGCUCGGGCUCGUCUGCUUCCAGGUCGCACUCCCGCAAGAACAGCCGCAGCCACUCCAGCAGCAGCGGCAAGAAGCGCAGGGAGUCUAUUCUUGCUCAGAUCCAUGCCAUCGAGGCGGAGAUGGGUUUGAGUUCUGAAAAAUCUGCCGUCGUGCCUAACGUUCCGGAGGUCCCGUCACUCGACGAGAUCAAAGCCUCUCGCAAGGCCAAGAUCCAAGCCCAGAUCGAGGCUCUCGAGCAAGAGAAGCUGUUCGCUGCCCAAGUCGCCCAGGAGAGUUCCGCGACUAGGCGCCGCGGUAGCUCCAGCGUGUCUCAUGCCACCACAGCCAGCGGCACCACCGUCAACUCGGAAGACGACGGUCCCGCUUCCAUGGACUCCUUCCGUCCCUCCACUGCCACUAGCGUUGACUUGGAGCAUGAUCAGGAGGAAGAGAAGCCUGUCAACCCCGACUUCAACAAGCAAAACAUCCUCUGGACUGCCCCCUCUCCCCUUCCCCAACCUACCCCCAGCCCCGUCCCCACCCUCUGGACUCCCCUCGCCUCCCCUGCUUCCUUCUCGUCGUACGAGGAAGCUUUGCCCAGCCCUAAGCUCCUUUGGCAACCCAAGCCCGGCAAACCCGAAAUCAUCGCUAAGACCGAUGAGGAUCGCGAGGCGCAUGAGCGCAGGGCGAUGGGACGCAAGGGUCUGUUGACGCAACAGAGGAAGACGGAGGUUUUGGAACAGUUUUCUAGUGUCAAGGGACUUUGGGAGAAGUCUGAGGUGGUGGUCAAGGCUGAGAGGGACUGGUCGGCCACGUACGUGAGUGCUGAGCUGUCAUCACCUUAGUGCUGUGAUGGCUGUGAUGGCUGCGUGAUGACUGUGGAAUGAUUGGCUGGCUUUGUUUGAUGAUUUGGUGUUGACACCGGAUUUCGGUUGUGGGAUUUAAUGGAAAAAGGACAGGAGGAAAGCAAAAUAUGGCAGGGAAUGGAAGGAAAGGAAAGGGAAAAGCAAGGGAAUAUGGUAAACAACAGGAAGGGUGUUUUAAGGAAGGGAGUAUGGACUGGAAUUCGCGAGUAUGGGAAUGUUUUCGGUCGGUUUGCGUCUUCAGACCAGUGACCAGGUGGAAGAAGGAACGAAAAGGAAGAAAUACCUGUGGGUUCGGGCUCCAGUUCAGUUGAUGUAUCGUACCCAGGUUAAGCUACUUACCGUACGACUUCGGUGAGAAGCGCAGUAGUCAAAAGAUGAUAUGUAUGUCA
Messenger RNA from Neurospora crassa OR74A, 6544 nucleotides. RefSeq lists its product as hypothetical. Bases 288 to 6134 code for a protein of 1948 amino acids. Lineage: Eukaryota; Fungi; Ascomycota; Sordariomycetes; Sordariales; Sordariaceae. The transcript is spliced from 2 exons. The record is from RefSeq and is a predicted model, not a curated record.